AUGGCGACCGGGGAGCUCCGCGGGCAUGCGGUGCGGAUGUCCAGCCAGGGGUCCCAGCCUGGCGCGGCUCUCGACAGCGUGGCAGGAGCUGCGGGGCUGCCCUCCGCACAGAGCGGCGGCGCGGCCCUCCGGCUCGGGGAACGGCCGCCCCCCGCCAUGGAGAAGCGGGGACCCUACUUGGUGACGCGCGCACCUUCCAUUCAGGCUAAGCUGAAAAAGCACCGGGACCAUGCCAAGGCCGUUCUACGGAGAAAGGGCAUGCUGGGUGCCUUGACGAACCGCCCCGAUUCUUCAGGGAAAAGGUCAGUGAAGUUUAACAAGGGCUAUACUGCUCUUAGCCAGAGUCCAGAUGAAAACCUGGUGUCCCUUGACUCUGACAGUGAUGGGGAGCUGGAAUCCAGAUACUCCUCCGGGUAUUCCUCUGCAGAGCAGGUGAACCAGGAUGUGAGCCGACAGCUGCUGCAGGACGGAUAUCACCUGGAUGAGAUUCCAGACGACGAAGACCUGGACCUCAUUCCUCCCAAGCCUGUCGCUUCUUCUACAUGUUCUUGCUGCUGGUGCUGUCUUGGGGAUUCUUCCUGUACCCUCCAGUAGCCAUAACCCUCCAGGAUGGGCCGAUGGCCCUGAUGGCCCUUCACAGCUCAGUGCACUGGGUACCGCUACCAGCCUAGAACCACUGGAGGCACUGACCUCUGGGCGUAGGCCAGUGGCCUACAGGUAGCCCUCACCUGGUGCUUCUCAUGUCAGAGGCCCCCGUCUGGGUCAUAGGUGAUACAUGGAAGUCUGCAGGUUCCACUGGGGCAGUUUCAGGAAGCCACUUUAGUAACGGCGGGAGGAGAGACUUUCUGUGGUUCUUAAGCUGCUGACAAGGAUUGCUAAGAAAACCAUACAGACAUUCUGACAUGUUUGUCAAGGUGUUCUGAGGAGGGAGAAGAAAGAACUCCUCCACUCAAGGCUGUGCUGGGGGGCGUGGUGGGAGACAGAGAACAGCACUUUAUGGCUUGCAGGGGGAAUCUGAAAGAGUACAACUGGGACCAAGUCAAGAAAGCACCAAGCGGGUUGUUCCUUAGGUUAUAUCUUGUCUGGUUAUGGCAAGGACUCUAGUUUAAUGAUGGACUUGAGACAUUCUGCUGGUCCUGCUGUCUGGAUGGGCUUAGUAACUCUGUCAGCUCUUCUCCCAUUAGACGAGAACUGCUCUGUCCUAUAUGUUUCUCUGUAGUUCGUUCCUUGGCCUUGGAGAAUUUU
Grammomys surdaster is the source of this 1245-nucleotide messenger RNA. RefSeq names its product family with sequence similarity 219 member B (gene Fam219b). Bases 1 to 594 code for a protein of 197 amino acids. The transcript has 5 exons. Lineage: Eukaryota; Metazoa; Chordata; Mammalia; Rodentia; Muridae. The record is from RefSeq and is a predicted model, not a curated record.